Molecule: messenger RNA, 918 nt
Organism: Ooceraea biroi (clonal raider ant)
Lineage: Eukaryota; Metazoa; Arthropoda; Insecta; Hymenoptera; Formicidae
Product: histone-lysine N-methyltransferase SETMAR
Biological process (GO): DNA double-strand break processing; DNA integration; replication fork processing
Cellular component (GO): site of double-strand break; nucleus; condensed chromosome
Molecular function (GO): histone H3K4 methyltransferase activity; DNA topoisomerase binding; single-stranded DNA endonuclease activity
Source: RefSeq, a predicted model, not a curated record
AUGGAGCUUUCAAAACAGCAAAUUAGGCCAAUUUUGUUGUAUGAGUGUAAAAGGGGCACGAAUGCGUCUCAAACCCAUCGAAAUUUAUGUGAAGUUUUUGGACAAGAUGUGAUUACCGUUAGGUCAUGCCAAUUUUGGUUUGAGAAAUUUCGAAAUGGUGAUUUUAACCUGGAGGAUGAGCCCAGGUCCGGAAGGCCUUCGGUCAUCGACAAAGCGCGCCUGCGAAGCAGAGUCAAAGAAACCCCGGAUAUUACCACUCGCGAGCUCGAGGCAGAAUUCGGAGUAUCUCACGGAACCAUCAUCAACGGCCUCCACCAACUUGGCUUUGCGUCAAAAUUGAACAAGUGGGUACCGCAUGCAUUGAGCGAGAGGAAUAAGCUUGAUCGCAUCUCCAAGUGCGUUACACUGCUCAACCGACAUCGCAACGAACCUUUUCUUGAUCGAUUAAUUACGUGCGACGAAAAAUGGAUCUUUUAUGAUAAUGUGGUACGAAAACGAAGUUGGUGUGAGUCCGAAAGUUCAGCUCAGAGGACUCCAAAGCGGAAUAUCCACGGGCAGAAGAUCAUGUUAAGUGUGUGGUGGGAUGUGCGCGGAAUUGUCUACUAUGAGCUCCUACCAAGAAAUCAAACUAUCAAUACGGACCUCUACUGUCAGCAAUUGGAAAGAGUUCAGACAAAACUCAAGGAACUCCGACCCCAACUUGUUAAUCGUAAGGGUAUCCUCUUCCACCAGGACAACGCUCGUCCUCAUGUGAGUGCACUCACGUUGAGAAAAAUCGGAGAGCUUAAUUGGGAACUUCUCGAGCACCCACCAUACUCUCCUGACCUCGCGCCAUCCGACUAUCAUCUUUUUAGAUCCCUGCAAAAUUUUCUUAACGGAAAAAAAUCGCUUCGGCAGACAAAGUCCAAAGAGAGUUGA